This is a messenger RNA of Gavialis gangeticus (Gharial), 2026 nucleotides long. RefSeq lists its product as uncharacterized. The coding region runs from base 1 to 663 and encodes 220 amino acids. Lineage: Eukaryota; Metazoa; Chordata; Crocodylia; Gavialidae. The record is from RefSeq and is a predicted model, not a curated record. The transcript has 3 exons.
AUGAUUCUUGGGAGCAUAAGUGGCAUAUCAAGUAAAAGUGGAGAAAAGAUCUUGCGUCCAGAUGGCACUGGGAAUGAAUUCCAGGAGAGUCAGAAGCUGAGGCAAAACCUGAUCAUUGCUGCCAUGAGUGUUUUCUUGGUGAUGUCACUCCUGCUUAUUCUGGGCUGCAGUUUCAUUCACUACAAACUGGUGACAAAGGACAACACGGCCGUAAAGGAAGAAGUGAAGUCUGUUGCCAUCAAGACUCACUCACACCGCAUUGAAACAAGGAUUGUCCUGUCUCCUUCCCAAGUCAUGCAAUUAGCUGCUUCCCAACAGCAGAUGAUGCCCAUCUACAAACAUGCUGGUCAUGUGCUGCCACGACCAGGCUCCAAUCAGUCUGGGGUCAGCUUCAAGUACAUCGACUGUGGCAUUGCCCCCUCCGCACCCAGAAGCCAUACUCCAGAAAGCUUUCUAUUGACUCACUCCAGGUCAGGAAGUCCUUACUCUCUGGAUCGGCACAAUUUCUUUGACAUGUUCUCAAGGAGCUCUUCUAGGGAGUCUAUAGACAUCUCUGGGUACCCACAUGAAGAUGGAGAAGGAAGCAGUGAUUCUGGGACCACAGUUUAUUGUCCCAUUCACAGCAAUGGGGCAGCUGAUCUUGGUUCUUUGAACAGAUAUUAAUCAUGCAGAAGAGAGAUUAUGACAUGAUACUGCUUUGUGUACAUUUUACCAUUUUACUUGUAAUGAAAAAAAAACAUUUAAUGAGGGAGGAAAAUUGCAACAUUGAUUAUGUCCAGGCUUUGUCUGACAGGAAAGCCCCACAAAGAGAUGGUUCCUAUCAGCAUGUUCUACCUUUCAACGAAGGCGGUGUCCUUCGGAAGUGACUUUUCUUUGGCCUUUUCCCUAACAUGCUAAGAGCUGCAGGACCUAAUACAUCAAGCAGGGACCAGAAGGAAUGCAGAAGGUGACCCUGAGACAUCAGCUCCAAAUCUUAGACCAUGAUCUGAGUAACAAUGAGAUUGAUCAGUGGCAGCUGCUAUUCAUUAAAGUCAUGUAGGGUAAUUAAAUCGCCAAAUUAAAAAAAAAAAUCUCACUUGCAUGGAGAAAAGCAGAGAUGCCUUUAUUCACCCACACACUCUUCCCCAACUCAUUCAAAAUCAUGCGACUGGGUGUCUGAUAUUUUUAAGGGAACCCUCCUAGAAAGAUGGGACAUGUUUCUUUUAAAGCUUGCCUUCAGUGUUAGAGAUACAGUUAACAGAGGACUUGAGUAUUACUGUGUAAGGGGGAUUCAGCCCCGAAGGCAUUGACUUCCAGGGAGCGGGAUGCCUAAUGACUCUUUGCUUUUUUGAAAAUCACCCCAAAAUGUCUAACAGCUUGCUUAGUCAAUCAGGCCAAGGCCAUUGAUCUCUCAGCAAAUUGCACUUUUGUAUUUGUAGUUAAUAUCAGGUGCAAAAUGGCACCCAUGGAAUUGGAGGUGGAGUUGAGCACCCUUAAAAGUGUUGGUCAAGAUGCCACAAACUUACCAGAUGUGCCCUGAUUUCUUUUCCUGUGGGUCUUUGUACAGCCCCAACAGCACGUGGAACGUAUGUGUGUUUCUACCCACAGUGUAGAUGUUUCUAAUGGGCAAUAACUAAAACUGGACUGUCAUAAAAUAAGACCCAAGCCAAAUCUUUUUAGAGUUUGAAAGAGUUUGGCCAACUCUUGUCUUUGGUUUGAAAGAGUUUGGUCAGCCCUUGUCUUUGGCUUUCUUUGUUGUCCUUCUGCACUUCCUGGCUUUUGUUGAGGCCAGGUGCCAACAUACAAGAGCAGGCUGUCCAUGAUGUGGUUCUUCUCCACUCAGCAAGAAUAAAUGCUGAGAAUCCCAGGACAGUGCCUAUUUCCAUGAGAUUCUGCACCAUGAGUGAAAGUUUUGGAUAAAGAUCUGAACUGUUGGCUGCUUGUUGAGUCUGAGCUUAGUUUUGCCCAUCCGUGAAUAUAAUCAGAUUGUGAUUUUAAAGGUAAUAAUUUACUUGAUAAAAUUAACUUAUUUUCCUACUCAUGGGAU